AUGCGCAUGGCCGGUGAACGGCUGCGACACCCGACGACGGAUCGAGCACAUACGUCGGGCAUGCAGCCCGCAUCCCGGAUGAGUCCCCGCGCGACACUCACGGCCCCACGCGCACACGACGCGCACAAAGACACACACCGGACGGUCCUACAUGCCUGCACAGGCGUCGUACUCGCGCUCUGCCGUCUCGGACCGCUAGGGUACAAGUUUGCAGACUACAAGACCGCCUACAACGGCUUCAAGCCGCGGCUUCGCGCAUAUAGUACGACGUCGCCUGGGCGCUUAAUCGCCCCUCUACCUCGACGCCAGCCUCCAUCCAGCUCUCCCUCCGCAAUUGGUCCUGAAAUCGCUCGCGAAAUCUUUUAA
This is a messenger RNA of Trametes versicolor FP-101664 SS1, 366 nucleotides long. RefSeq lists its product as uncharacterized. The transcript is spliced from 4 exons. Lineage: Eukaryota; Fungi; Basidiomycota; Agaricomycetes; Polyporales; Polyporaceae. Bases 1 to 366 code for a protein of 121 amino acids. The record is from RefSeq and is a predicted model, not a curated record.